AUGUGGAUGGAGUAUCAAGCAUUGCAGGGGUGGGUCACGAAGCUCAAGGGUGUCAUGUACGAGGCGACCAACAUCCUCGACCUCUGCGAGCUCAAGGCCAUGGGUCGGCGGGACGCAGCACCCGCAUCCUGCUGCAACCCUCUGCUCUUCUGGUUGCGGCACCCCAGGUUCGCCCAUGACAUUGGCAGCCGCAUCAGGAAGCUCAACAAGAGGCUGGACGACAUCUGCAAGCUAGGCGCUGCCUUCAGCUUCAUCAAGCUGGAGACGUACCAGGAUUAUAGGACCGGCCGACCUUCUGCGGCUGACCGGAAGACGGAUCCCGUGUUGGAGCGCUCGGCCGUGGUAGGGGAGAAGAUUGAAGAGGAUACAAGAGCGCUGGUGGAGGAGCUGACAAAGGAUAAUGAUGGCAUCGCGGUGGUCGCCAUCGUGGGUGUUGGCGGGAUCGGGAAGACCACCCUUGCGAAGAAGGUCUUCAACCAUGAGGAAAUGCAACCCAAGUUUGAAAAGAAGAUGUGGCUGAGCGUCACGCAGGACUUCAGCGAGGUUGAGCUACUAAGGUCGGCUAUCACCGCUGCCAAUGGAGUACUCCCUGCGACUCAAGACAAAUCUAUGCUUGUGCCGGCCCUUCUCAACGCUGUCAGAAAUCAGAAAUUUCUUCUGGUUUUGGAUGACAUGUGGAGUGAUAGAGCAUGGACCUCAUUACUCAAUGCUCCCUUCAGCCACGGUGCCCCUGGUAGCCGGAUCAUCAUCACCACGAGAAAUGAGACGGUUGCCCGAGGCAUGAGAGCCAGAGAGCCCUACCACCGGAUCGAUAAAUUAGGGCCCGAGGAUGCCUGGACAUUGCUCAGGAAACAGUUGAUCUUAGAAGAGGAUGACAAAACUAGAAUCAGAGAUGUUGUCUCAAUGUUCUUGACAGUAGUCUCAGGAGAGGCAGAUGGACAUGAUAUCGAUUUGCUUAAGGAUAUUGGAUUGCAAGUGGUAGCGAAAUGUGAUGGUUUGCCUCUUGCUGUGAAAGUAAUGGGAGGACUUUUGUGUCAGAAAGGAAAGCAACACCAUGACUGGGAGAUGGUUCUGAAUGAUUCAAUAUG
This is a messenger RNA of Triticum dicoccoides, 1088 nucleotides long. Its product is annotated as disease resistance RPP13-like protein 4. The transcript is spliced from 4 exons. Lineage: Eukaryota; Viridiplantae; Streptophyta; Magnoliopsida; Poales; Poaceae. Gene Ontology annotation, molecular function: ADP binding. The annotation marks the transcript as partial. The record is from RefSeq and is a predicted model, not a curated record.